Messenger RNA from Ceratosolen solmsi marchali, 768 nucleotides. RefSeq names its product embryonic polarity protein dorsal-like. NCBI's taxonomy places the organism in Eukaryota, Metazoa, Arthropoda, Insecta, Hymenoptera, Agaonidae. The transcript is spliced from 4 exons. Gene Ontology annotation, biological process: cellular response to stress; canonical NF-kappaB signal transduction; response to cytokine. Gene Ontology annotation, molecular function: RNA polymerase II cis-regulatory region sequence-specific DNA binding; DNA-binding transcription factor activity, RNA polymerase II-specific. The coding region runs from base 1 to 768 and encodes 255 amino acids. Gene Ontology annotation, cellular component: cytoplasm; nucleus. The record is from RefSeq and is a predicted model, not a curated record.
AUGCACGUAAUUCGAAAUUGUAAUAAAUUUGCUCCGUACGUAAACAUUGUUGAACAACCGGCGAGUAAAGGAACGAGAUUUCGAUAUGAAUGCGAAGGAAGAUUUGCUGGUACUAUUUUUGGAGAAAAGACCACAUCGUUCAAUAAAUCCUUUCCUACUAUCGAAAUAGUAAAUUAUAAAGGUCCAGCACUCAUAGUUAUUUCUUGCGUAUCAAAAGAUUUACCGUAUUGGCCCCAUCCAUACAAUAUUAUUGGAAAGGCUGAUGAGAUUACAAACGGUAUUUACUCAUUUAAAACAAUUUCUGAAGAAAUGACAAUAACAUUUAACAAUCUUGGAAUACAAUGUGUCAAACGAAAGGAUAUUCAAAAGUCACUGACCGUUCGAAGAAGCUUAAAAAUUGAUCCAUUUAAUACUGGAUUCAGUCACAUGUCAAAUUCAGAAAGCAUCGACUUGUCUAGUCUCAGGCUCUGCUUCCAAGUUUAUCUAGAAGGCAAUGAAAAAGGCAAUUUUAACUUAGCCUUAAAGCCCGUCGUCUCCAAUCCAAUUUAUGACAAAAAGAGGAGAAUGAAGCCCAUAAUUAAUUUUAUAAGUCAUGAAUCAGCAUCGGUUGCUGGUGGCACCCAAAUGUGUAUAUUAUGUGAUAAGGUUACGCGAGAGAACAUACAAGUGAGAUUCUUCCAUGAUGACAAUAAUUGGCAGUCAUUGGCAGAAUUCACGCCACCUGGGAUAUUCAAACAGGCAAGGUCAAUCGUUGGAGGAUUGAUUUGA